AUCAGUUUCACCGAUUGCUGAAGAGAUUCUACGUGAGAAAAAUGAAGUUCCUAAUCGCUGUAUUCUUAUUGGCCCUCGCUGCGAUCUCCUCCUCCAAUGUGUUAUCAAUAACAAGGAAUAACCUCAACAUUGGUGUAAUUCGGCCAGGAGACCGACUGCUUCGAAGUGCGUCGGUGUACAGGCCUCCCAGACCGAACGCUGUGCAGUAUGAAGACUUUGUAUUCAACGGGAACCGUAAUACCCUCAUAUCAUCUAUUAAUGCUACUGAAGUAGGCGCUCGUCAGUUACCCACCGCGUACAUUUUGCGUGGCGGUUUGGGCGCCAACAACGUGACCAUAAGGAUACAAUCAGCGAUAGGACGCGGAUACAAUUACUCGAUUCGAAUUUAUGGACGCUAAAUAAUUUGAUAUCACUCCACUGGUGACAAGAGGGCUGGGGCAUUUUUUGCCCAGAGAAUCGCCAUAGCGCUUCAACGGGGAAAUGCUGUCAGCAUUCUUGAUACCAUUCCACGCAGACAUGAUUCAUAUCGCAACUACCUAUUUUAUACUUAAAUCUUAAUUUGUGAAUUUUAAAAACUGUGUAAUAUUUUAAAAUAAAAAAAGAAAAAUAUUAA
Molecule: messenger RNA, 613 nt
Organism: Melitaea cinxia (Glanville fritillary)
Lineage: Eukaryota; Metazoa; Arthropoda; Insecta; Lepidoptera; Nymphalidae
Exons: 3
Coding region: 42-398 (118 amino acids)
Source: RefSeq, a predicted model, not a curated record